AUGUCGGAUUCGGAAGGCGAGUACGCCAUGGAACAAAGCAGACAACGACCGCAUGCAAAUGAAUACGAGGAUGAACGUGAAGAAGAUGAAGAGGAUGAUGAUGAUGAAGAGGAUGAAGACGAAGAAGACGAGCGACCUAAGAAAAAGAAGGCGCGUAAUAGAAGGCAUCGAAAAGGCGCAGCUGACCGUUUCCUUGACUUGGCGGCAGUGAGCGACGAUGACGAUGACCCAGAAGAUGACAUGGACGAAGAGGCGCCAGACUUUAUUGACGACCCGGAGGAUGUAGAAGACUCUAUAAAGCGGCCAUACCGUCACUUGCCUCCAAGUCGCUUUGAGGAGACAGAUGAACAAAGUCUUGAGCAAAUCGCAAGCGACAUUCACCGUCGAUACCAAGGGCAGUCCUCAGUCAGAUAUACUGGAGACAUGAAUGAAAUUCCGCAACGACUCCUUAUGCCCUCUGUCCACGAUGCAAGCUUAUGGCAAGUUCGCGUCAAGAUUGGCCGUGAACGAGAGCUUGUGUUCAGUCUGAUGCGCAAAGCCCUUGAUACCAAAUACGGCUCCCGUCCACUCCAAAUUCUAUCCGCUUUCCAACGUGACUCUCUACCGGGCAUGAUCUAUGUUGAAGCCCGUAGCUCACAACAAGUUAGUCACGCCUGCAACGGUCUAGUCGGUGUAUACCUGUCUCGAGGUAUUCACCUGGUGCCCAUAGAAGAGAUGGCGAGUCUCCUACAAAUCAAAACACAAGAGCAAACCGUUACCCCUGGUAGUUGGGUCCGCAUAAAACGCGGUAUUUACCAAGGCGAUCUGGCCCAAGUGGUUGACAUAACAGAGACGGGCGAAUAUGUAGGAGUGAAGUAUAUUCCCCGAAUCGACCUCAAUCCACGUGACGAUGCUUCACUUGAGGGCCCCGGCAAAAAACGGAAAAAGUCUACUUUCACAGGAAGUCAAGCGUCUUCUCGCCCGCCUCCACGCCUAUUCAACUAUGAAGAGGUCGUCGCAGCAUGGGGACGGAAGAAUGUCGUCAAGAGAAACCAAGUCUAUGUUUUCCAGAACGAGACGUAUAAGGACGGCUUCCUCGAAAAGGACCUGAAACUCAGCCAACUCGUGCUUGAGGACGUAAAUCCGACUUUGGAGGAGAUUACACAGUUCGCAAGACGACAAGAUAUUGAAACUGGUGAAAGCGUUGUAGACCUUUCAAUCAUCGCGGACGCGUCAAGGAAAGCAGCGAUAUCUGUGCUACAGCCAGGCGAUCAUGUCGAAGUCUUCGAAGGUGAACAAACGGGAGUGCACGGUAUUGUCGAGGAGAUCAACCAGGACGUCGUCACAAUCACGGCCGAAGGGGUCGAUUUCGAGGGUCAGAAAGUCGAUUUACCUGCACGAAGCGUUAGGAAGCGGUUCAAAGCUGGUGACCACGUCAAGGUCAUGACUGGGCAAAACGCAGACGAAACGGGCUUGGUCGUUUCAGUGCUGGACAAUGUCGUAACAUUCUUGUCUGAUAUGACAAUGCAAGAGGUUUCUGUCUUCUCCAAAGACUUGCGAGAAGCUGCAGAAGUGGGGUCCAGCACCAACAUCGUCGGAAACUAUGAACUGCAUGACUUGGUUCAACUCGAUGCGCAAACUUACGGAGUCAUCUUCAAAACCGAACGUGAUUCGUUCCGGGUAUUAGACCAACACGGUCAGGUGCGCCUUGUGCAGCCUCACCAAAUUUCGAUGCGACGAGACUCAAAUCGGGCGAUUGCUACGGACUCGGAAGGACACGAACUCCGGAUUAAUGAUAAUAUGAAGGAAACGGAAGGAGAGGGCCGAAAAGGACGCGUACUCCAUAUCCAUCAGGCCUUCCAUGUUUUCCUGCAUAAUCGCGACAUUACUGAGAAUGGAGGUGUCUUCGUAGCCCGAGCUCGUUCUCUGGCUUCUGUGGCUCCAAAGGGCAGCAUUCCUAAAGCAGGAAUGGAUCUUUCGAAGAUGAAUCCUGCAUUGGUUCCCCAAACGGGCGGUAUGGUGGGCUCGGGGAAUAUGGGGAGAGGUCCAAGGGAUAGACUGAUUGGGGUGGCGGUCACGGUCGUCAAGGGGCCGUACAAAGGCUACGUGGGCAUCAUCAAGGAUACCAAUGGGGCUAUUGCCCGCGUCGAAUUGCAGUCCAACAACAAAGUCGUGGCUGUUGAUAAAGAGAAGCUCAAACGACGCUUGGACAGCGGAAAACUUGUCGAACUCGAAGGAUACUACCCUGGAGGUGGAUUUGGGCGCGACAACUCAAAUAUGUCGCAAUUUGGUGGGUCACAAGCCAGCUCAUCGUCGUUCUCUGGAGGGAAGACGCCUGGUUGGGGCGGGAGAACACCCGGCUGGGAGUCUGGAAGGACCCCUGGUUGGAAUGCAUCGAGAACUCCCAAUCCGUAUGCCCAAGGAAACGACGGAAAAACACCAGCCUGGAGUGCGGCGUCAAAAACACCAAAUCCUUAUGCUAUGGGUGGACGGACUCCAGCUUGGAACGCCAACUCGUCAAGCACUCCAAAUCCGUAUGCCACAGCCAACACAGAUUCAUCAUGGGGCGGAGCCACUCCUGGCAGGCCAACAAAUUGGGGAGGGGCUACUCCUGGACGCCCUGCAAGAGCCGAAGCUGGUUGGGCCUCUCCUCGUCCUUGGGGCGAUUCAAACAAUACUUGGAAUGCGCCUACGCCAGCUGCUGCAGCUCCAACGCCAGGUUUUACUGGCGCACCAACACCAGCCAGCGCACCGACUCCUGGUGUUUUCCAUGUUCCGAGUACUCCUGCCGGAGCAUUUUCUUUACAUGGCAGUGGUUCUGGCAUGUCUGCACCGACACCUGGAGCAAUGUCAGCCCCAACUCCCGCUGCUUACCCAUCCUACAACCAGUUCCAAAUGCCAAUCGAAUAUGAACCGCCAGAAAACUGGGUCUUUGAUCCAGCCUACGCACACCAAAUCAAUCGCAUCAUUGUCCGAGUACACGGCACUCGCUCAACUCAUCCACACUACCUCGACGGGCAGUAUGAGGGCCGUGAAGCUCAAAUUCUGGCUGCAACAAAGAGCGCGAGCAACUUUGAGCAGACGGUGAUGAUUAUUGUGCCUGGAGAAGGGCUGAUGCGGUCUGGCUUCUUGGCCAAGUAUCUUCUACCCGUUGAGCCGGAUGCGGAAAACCAGGAAGCAUUGGUUUUGGAGGAUAACAAGCACAAGGGUGAAGUUGUGAAGGUGCGGGAGACGCCUGAUGCAGACAGCCGGCGACCGGUUUUAGUAUCACCAUUGAAGAGCUCAGAGGUGUUCGAGGUUACGAAAGACCGACUUCCAUCCGCGGUGGCUUCCGAGUCGGUGCCCAUUGAAACUGCCCAUGAGGACAUGAUCCAUGACGCGCAACUGGAUUACUACGGAAAACGACUCGCGACAUGCUCCUCUGACCGCACUGUCAAGGUAUUCGAUGUCAUUGAAGGAGACACGCAGAAAGUGGGCAAGACGUUGACCGGACACACUGGGCCUGUCUGGCAGGUGGCUUGGGCCCACCCAAAGUUUGGAAGCAUUCUCGCGUCCUGCUCGUAUGACGGAAAAGUUCUCAUCUGGAAAGAGCAACAACCGUCGACUGGCUGGAGCAAGAUUCGCGAGCAUACUCUCCACACUGCUUCCGUCAAUUCUGUCUCCUGGGCCCCCCAUGAACUCGGCGCGAUCCUAGCCUGCGCCUCGUCAGAUGGAAAAAUCUCAGUUCUCACUUUCAAAAAUGACGACCAGUGGGGCGCGGAUAUCUUCCCUGGCCACGCUAUUGGAUGCAACGCUGUUUCUUGGGCCCCGGCCACGACCCCAGGCAGUUUAAUCACGCCCGCCGCCCACCAUUUGCAGUCAAUCCCGUCUGCCCUGCCCCCCGCGCCAACGCCCCCCAUCAAGCGUUUUGCUAGCGCUGGCUGCGACAACCUCGUAAAAAUCUGGGCGUAUCGUGAAGACCAACAGGCUUGGGUUGAAGAGGACGUUCUUGAUGGUCACACUGACUGGGUGCGCGAUGUUGCUUGGGCUCCCAGUGUUGGAUUGGCCCGCAGCUAUAUUGCCACUGCUUCCCAGGAUCGCACUGUCUGCGUAUGGGUCAAGGAUGCCCCCAAUGGUCAAUGGACACGAAGCACUCUUGACCCUGCUUCCGCUGGCGAGGCGGCAGGAGGCAAAUUCCCUGAUGUCGUUUGGCGGGUUUCGUGGAGUCUCGCAGGCAAUCUGCUGGCAGUUAGUUGCGGUGACGGAAAGGUGACACUUUGGAAGGAAAACUUGAAGGGCGUAUGGGAGUGUGUGAGCGACAUGAACAGCUAG
Molecule: messenger RNA, 4290 nt
Organism: Mycena indigotica
Lineage: Eukaryota; Fungi; Basidiomycota; Agaricomycetes; Agaricales; Mycenaceae
Product: Transcription elongation factor SPT5
Exons: 14
Coding region: 1-4290 (1429 amino acids)
Biological process (GO): regulation of transcription by RNA polymerase II; transcription elongation-coupled chromatin remodeling; transcription elongation by RNA polymerase II
Cellular component (GO): DSIF complex
Molecular function (GO): protein binding; mRNA binding
Source: RefSeq, a predicted model, not a curated record